AUGGUGAACGUUCCAGCAGCAACAGUGCAAUGGAAUUAUCCCCAAGAACGAGAACAUACUUGUAGAGGUUGUGAAAAAAGUAAGAGCUUUUGUGGGUAUAAAACUCCUCAGUUAGGGGACUUCUUAUGCUUUUGCCAGGAUGGACCUCAUUCAAAGCACUGCCCCAAAGGCAAAAGAGGAGUUGUAAUAGGUGUUGCCAGUGGAGCGGCAGGCUUGCUGAUAGCUGCAGCAGUGGUUGUAGUUUAUUAUCGGAUCUCAAGGCCUUCUUCCGAGGAGCAAUUCCUUCAUGAUUAUGUUGAUGAAAUGCCCAGCAGAUAUUCAUAUUCUCAACUGAAGAAGAUCACCAACAAUUUUGCAGAUAAAUUGGGUGAAGGCGCUUUUGGUGUGGUUUACAAAGGAAAGCUCUCUAGCGGUACUAUGGUUUCUGUAAAAAUUCUGGAUCAGUCGAGACACAGUGAGAGCCAGUUCAUGAACGAAGUUGCAACUGUCGGAAGGAUCCAUCACGUUAAUUUGGUUCGACUGAUGGGCUAUUGCUUCGAAGAAGCUAGAAGAGCACUUGUCUAUGAGUACGUCGUGAAUGGGUCUAUGGAGAAGUUUAUAUUUGUAGAAAAAGGAAAAGAACAGAUGCUCAAUUGGGACCAGUUGUAUUCAGUUGCUUUGGGCGCAGCUCGUGGGAUUGCGUAUUUACACCAAGACUGCAACAGAUGCAUCAUCCAUUUCGACAUUAAGCCUCACAAUAUACUCUUGGAUGCUGAUUUCAUAGCCAAAGUAGCUGAUUUUGGUCUGGCUAAGCUUUGUGGAAAGGGGGACAAUCACAUAUCACUUACGACAACGAGAGGAACCCCAGGGCACGUUGCGCCAGAGCUUUGGUACAGAAAUUUGGGUCCUGUAACGAACAAAUCAGAUGUUUACAGUUUUGGAAUGGUGUUAUUGGAGAUAGUUGGAGGAAGGAAGAAUAUUAAUUUGCAGGCAAGCAGGUCCAGUCAAAUUUAUUUUCCAGAGUGGGCAUUCAAGUUGAUAAAAAAUGGGGAGUUAGAGAAGAGGGUAAGAGAAGUUUCAAGAGAGAGAGGAUGCAUAGACCAUGAGAAAGCAAUACGGCUAACAAAAGUGAGAUUGUGGUGCAUCCAACACAAUUCUGCAAACCGGCCAGCGAUGAGAAGCGUGGUUCAAAUGUUGGAAGGCAAUGGUGAUGAUGUGAGUAAUCCUCCCUUUCCUUUCGACUCUUCUCCUUCCCCGCUAUCUCCAUUCCUGUCGCCUGAAUCUUUGGUCAUAGACUUUAACAGCGUGAUUAAAAGAACCGGUGAGGUGUAA
Cryptomeria japonica (Japanese cedar) is the source of this 1311-nucleotide messenger RNA. RefSeq names its product rust resistance kinase Lr10-like. Gene Ontology annotation, biological process: protein phosphorylation. The transcript has 2 exons. Gene Ontology annotation, molecular function: ATP binding; protein kinase activity. The record is from RefSeq and is a predicted model, not a curated record. Bases 1 to 1311 code for a protein of 436 amino acids. Lineage: Eukaryota; Viridiplantae; Streptophyta; Pinopsida; Cupressales; Cupressaceae.